Molecule: messenger RNA, 1668 nt
Organism: Akanthomyces muscarius
Lineage: Eukaryota; Fungi; Ascomycota; Sordariomycetes; Hypocreales; Cordycipitaceae
Exons: 2
Coding region: 1-1668 (555 amino acids)
Biological process (GO): proteasome-mediated ubiquitin-dependent protein catabolic process
Cellular component (GO): nucleus
Molecular function (GO): ubiquitin binding
Source: RefSeq, a predicted model, not a curated record
AUGGACGUGGACGAGGAAAAUAUCAGCAACUUUGCAGGCAUCACUGGCUCAAGUACCGAUGUCGCUCGCGGUUUUCUCCAGAUCGCCGGCGGCGACUUCGAGCGUGCUGUGGCCCUCUUCUUUGAAAAUCCAGAGCUGGUAUCUGGCAUGAGCGCCGGUUUGUCUGGCGCUGGCGGCAGCAGCAGCGGCGGGCCUUCGGCGGCAACGGCUCCUGCGGCUACAUCAUCAUCGCGGUCCCGACUGGGUGCUUCUAGAGAGGACUCUAGCGGCGUUAUACACAUUACUAGCGACGACGACGACGAUAUAGACUUCCACGACGCAGACAGCGGCGCCGAUGACAAGGAUAACGACGAUGAGGACGGCCACGCCGCGGCGCUGGCGGCCAACUACGCACAGGAGGACGAGGACGCCGCCAUGGCCAGAAGACUUCAGGAAGAGCUUUACCAACAGGGUGGUCCGGCCGCCGAGUCAGAGGUGCGCGCACCGAUUGCGAGAACGACGGAGACGCUCGUGGGCCCCGAGGCUGGUUGGGGACCAGAAGACAACGCGGCUUUCCUCGAGAGCCUUCGCCGGCGCCGACCGGCAGCUAGAGGACGCGGUAGUGGUGUAGCCGGUCCGUUUGCACAGGGUAUCUGGGCGGAUGGCCCGCCGUCGGCAAGCACAGCGGCCAACGGCACGCAUGCGCGGCGACUCCAGGACCUGUUUCGGCCGCCAUACGAACUCAUGGUACGCAUGUCAUGGGACGAGGCACGCACGCUUGGCAAAGGCGACCAGAAAUGGAUCCUAGUCAACUUACAGGACAUGAGCGACUUUAACUGCCAGGCGCUCAACCGCGACAUUUGGAAGGACGAGUCCAUCAAGGACCUGGUGUCGGAGAAUUUCAUCUUUCUACAGUAUGACAAAGACUACCCCGACGCGGAGGAGUAUCUUACGUUUUACUUUCCCAACCGCACGCACGAGAAUCCGGACAACUACCCGCACGUCUCGAUCAUCGACCCGCGCACAGGCGAGCAGGUCAAAGUCUGGACCGGGCGGCCGUUCCCGACUGCACGCGAGUUCCACGCCGAACUUGCCGAGUUUUUGGAUCGGUACAGCUUAGCGGCCAACAGCAAGAACCCCGUGGCCAAGCCUAGCGGGCCCAAGCCAGCCGUGGUGGACGUGGACCGCAUGACAGAGGAAGAGAUGCUGGAAAUGGCGCUCAAGAACAGCAUGACGGGGCCUGGGACGGGCGGAAGCGGCAGCAGCGGCGGUAACUCGAGCUCGACGCCGAAUGUUCACGAUCCGGACGCUUACACCAAGGCUGGCACGAGCAAGGACGUGGAAGACGCAGCAAUGGAGGAUGCGGCAGAGGUUGAUGCAGGCUCAGCUGCGUUUGCGCAGAUUUCGUCAACGAAUCCACACACAGAGCCAGCCAACGACCCGGCGACGACGACGCGGAUCCAGUUCAAGCACGCCAACGGCCGCGUUAUCCGCCGGUUCAAGGUGUCGGACCCCGUGCGGACGCUAUUCGAGUGGCUCAAGGCGGAGCCUUUCGAGGGCAAAGACGGCGUGGUGUUUGAGCUGAAGAAGAUGCCGCAGGGCCAGGACCUGAUGGAGACAUUGGACGCGACGAUUGAGGAGGCGGGACUGAAGCAGGGGACGGUCAUGAUUGAGUUCAUCGAGGACUAG